CUUCCUUCCUUUCUAGGGCAGCUGCACAGCCAUUGUUGCGCUCAGUGCGACCUGCAGAUUCAUAAAACUUGAAAACCCCGCCUACUUGACAGCCAGCGUCUGUUUACGAAAAGUCACGGGAACAAGCAUGGAGCGAAAGGCACCUCACAGAAAAUGUCACACCGCGCUGCCAACAGGGGGAACAGCCACACUUCACACAGACACAACUACGCUCCUCACAAUGUAGUCUGGCGCGUUUGGGUGCUAUCUGGACGCCUGCUGACAUCCACAGCUUGAUACGUGAUUUGGAGCUUCUAGUUUUGUGUGCAGCGGGACUUGGAACCGCGCGUACCACCACCACCAUCACCGCCACCAUCGCAACUGGGAGUAUUUCUGCCUCUGUAUUAUCACCCACACCGACUUAAAACAAUGGCGAGGCGUAAAAAAGGCGCAACCUACUGAAUUGUUGCGCUUCCACCCGAGCCUGGACUACACAGGAACCAUCUCCCUCCCCAGGCUUUACUGCGAUACAACAGGGAACCACGCAGCGCACUCGGAGCGACAUGGAGAGCCCGACCGAGAACCCGACCAGGGCUGUGGAAUAUUUGAAGGAGCUUAACAAGAUCAUCGAGACCCAGCAGGAGUUACUGGAGAGGCAGAGGGGAAGGAUAGAGGAGCUGGAGCAGCAAGUGUCCGACUUGUGCACGGAGAACGCCUGUCUGAAGGAUCAGUACCAGCGGCACCUGGCAACCUGCAGGCUGCUGCAGGGCAGCAACAGCCUGGUCUCACUGGGAGCCAUAAAGGAACAUAUCACACAGGAAAAGUCUGAAUGUGACUCGUCCAGAAUGGUGAGGAGACAUGCCUCCCUUCCUAUCGAAGUCACAGAGAAUCCUGGGAGGUUAGUGUCUGCGGGCUGCAGAAGAGUCAUCCCCUGCCGCAAAUGGAAGUCAGCUUCCUUUGGUGUGGAAGGGGAUGGAAGGCCUAAUGAGAGCGGCCCUUCCCUGGAUGGUGGAGCCGGCUAUGGCCAAGGCCCGGUGACUCACGGCUCGGCCAUCAGCCCUGACCGAUUCGACAGCCCGCUCUACAGCCACGGGGUUCAGCCCGGGCCUCAGAGACCCCGUCGGCCCAAGCUUCAGCACUCGCAGUCCAUCCUCCGUAAGCAGGCCGAGGAGGAGGCCAUCAAGCGGUCCCGCUCGCUCUCUGAGAGCUAUGAGCUCUCCGCUGACCUCCAGGACAAACAGGUGGAGAUGCUGGAGCGCAAAUAUGGUGGACGAUUCAUAACCCGGCAUGCAGCGCGCACCAUCCAGACAGCCUUCCGCCAGUAUCAGAUGAACAAAAACUUUGAACGUCUCCGGAGCUCCAUGUCUGAGAACCGCAUGUCCAGACGCAUUGUUCUGUCCAACAUGAGGAUGCAGCUCUCGUUUGAGGGCCCUGAGAAACUGCACAGCUCCUACUUUGAAGGAAGACAGGUGUCCAUGACGGAGGACGGCACCCCGCUGUCCAUGGUGCAGUCUGAAUGUGGAGAUAUAGAGGUCCACCAACAGGCCAACAUGGCAUCUCACCCAACCCCGCAGGGUGACCUGACAGAUGCCAUCACAGAGCUGGAGGACGCCUUUUCCAGGCAGGUUAAAUCUCUGGCUGAGUCGAUAGAUGAUGCACUGAACUGUCGCAGCCUUCAGGGGGACGAGGGUCCUGACCCUGAGUCCAUGGGCUGUGCUAAGGCGGAGAGGGAGGUGCCCUAUCAGGUGAAGUCCCACCGCAGGGCAGCUGGACGAAUGCACGAUGAAACGUUGGCAUCCUAUAGUGAUGUCACUCUGUUCAUCGAUGAGGAGGACAUGUCCCCCUCUAUGGCUCUGUCGAGGUCAGGGGACCAGCCCUCCAGCACAGAAUCCGACUUGCGGUUGCGGUCAGUCAACUCCUCCCAGGACUACUGGCCUAUUGACCCUAAAGAUGAGGGUCGUGACACAGACACGAGCUGCCGCAGCACUCCUUCUCUAGAGUGCCAAGAGCAGCGUCUUAGAAUGGACCAUCUUCCUUUGUUGACCAUAGAACCUCCUAGUGACAGCUCUGCAGAGCUAAGUGACCGCUCUGAGCGUAGCUCUGUCAAACGGCCGCCUGUGUAUGAACCGCAUGGCCACAUCGUAACGUCAUCUCAGGCGAGCCCUAAACACAUUUCGCAUGGACCCCCACCGCGAGCUUCCUCCCGUGACGAUGACGCACCUCUGCGCCACCGCCACCGUCAGCUAGAGAGCCACUUAGCCAUCAACGGCUCGGCCAACAGACAGAGCAAGUCCGAAUCUGACUUCUCAGAUGGGGACAACGACAGCAUCAAUAGCACAUCCAACUCUAACGACACCAUCAACUGCAGCUCGGAGUCCUCGUCGAGAGACAGCCUGCGGGAGCAGACGCUCAGCAAGCAGACUUACCACAAAGAGACUCGCAACAGCUGGGACUCGCCCAUCUUCAGUAAUGAUGUUAUUCGCAAGAGACACUACCGCAUCGGCCUGAAUCUCUUCAACAAGAAGCCAGAGAAGGGCAUCCAGUACCUGACUGAGAGGGGAUUCAUCCCUGACACACCGGUUGGUGUGGCUCACUUCCUGCUGCAGAGGAAGGGGCUGAGCCGGCAGAUGAUUGGAGAAUUCCUCGGCAAUCGACAAAAGCAGUUCAACAGAGAUGUCUUGGACUGUGUGGUGGAUGAAAUGGACUUCCAGGGCAUGGAGCUGGACGAGGCUCUCAGGAAAUUUCAGAACCACAUCCGUGUUCAGGGUGAAGCCCAGAAGGUGGAGCGGCUCAUUGAAGCCUUCAGCCAGCGCUACUGCAUCUGUAACCCUACAGUGGUGCGGCAGUUCAGGAACCCUGACACCAUCUUCAUCCUGGCGUUCGCCAUCAUCCUCCUCAACACUGACAUGUACAGCCCCAACGUCAAACCCGAGAGGAAGAUGAAGCUGGAGGACUUUAUCAAGAAUUUAAGAGGUGUGGAUGACGGGGAGGACAUCCCUCGGGAGACUCUGGUCGGCAUCUACGAGAGGAUCCGUAAGCGAGAGCUCAAGACCAAUGAAGACCACGUCUCACAGGUGCAGAAGGUUGAGAAGCUCAUUGUGGGAAAGAAACCAAUUGGAUCACUCCACCACGGCCUGGGAUGUGUGCUGUCGCUGCCCCAUCGCCGGCUGGUGUGUUACUGCCGUCUGUUUGAAGUGCCAGAUCCCAACAAGCUGCAGAAGCUGGGUCUGCAUCAGCGGGAGAUCUUCCUGUUCAACGACCUCCUUGUGGUAACUAAGAUCUUCCAGAAAAAGAAGAACUCUGUGACGUACAGCUUCAGACAGUCCUUCUCUCUGUACGGGAUGCAAGUCAUGCUGUUUGAAAAUCAGUAUUACCCAAAUGGAAUCAGACUUACAUCAGCGAUACCAGGUGCAGACAUCAAAGUCCUCAUCAACUUUAAUGCGCCCAACCCCCAGGACCGCAAGAAGUUCACAGACGACCUACGAGAGUCCAUUGCCGAGGUCCAGGAAAUGGAGAAAUACAGAAUAGAGUCCGAGCUGGAGAAGCAGAAGGGGGUGGUGAGGCCCAGCAUGUCCCAGAGCUCCGGUCUGAAGAAGGAAGCUGGCAACGGGAACAUGAACCGCGCCAGUCUGGAUGACACCUACGCCAUGGGCGAGGGCCUGAAGAGGAGCGCCCUCAGCAGCUCCCUGCGAGACCUCUCCGAAGCAGGCAAGCGGGGGCGUCGCAGCAGUGCAGGAUCACUAGACAGCAAUAUGGAAGGGUCCAUCAUUAGCAGUCCACACACACGCCGGAGAGCCACCACGCCACGUGAGGGUGCACCCCGCGGCCAUCCCCCCAUCCCUAACUCAGCAUCCACUUCCAUCCUUGGGUCGCUCUUUGGCAGCAAGCGAGGCAAACCGUCAUCCCAGGGCCACUCCCCUUUCCCCGCACCCGGCCAGCCCACCCUCAUAUCCCACAAGCCCCACCCAACCAACCUGCACCACACAGCACAAGCAGUACACCCAGUGCCACACCACGGCCACCACACCCAGUACUGCCAAGUCCCGCAGAACCCGCCACCGUACCACCACCACCACCACUACCACCCGCCUCCCCACACGCAGUACCACCAGCACCCGGGCUACGGCUCGCACGCACACCAACACCCCCACUCGCAGCACAGCCAUUACAGCCAGCAUCCCCAUCACGCCUCACACUCCCAGCAUGCCCCUCACCACCACAGUCAGCAAGCGGGUUCGGCGCCUGGCGGACCCAAACCUAAACACAGUGGCAUCAGCACCGUAGUGUGAUGCUCCAGAGAGGAGGAGCGAGGAGGGGACUUACCGAAGGAGGGACAAUUGCUUACACCAAAGGGACUGACAGCAUAACUCUAUGGCCUGUCCACUGUGUUUUACCGCUGCUGUGAUGGAAACCAGUCACACGCAGUCUCCUUUUUCACCUCCAGGUCCAACUAAUAUGCAGGAUGGAAAUCGGACUCAAAUCUUCCACCAGGGGCCUUUACUAGUUUGCCUGAUCAUGGGCCUGGCCCCAUCAGGGUUUUUGUGGGGGUGGGUUCUGUACAGGAAGAUUCUCUAUGUUUUCCACACACACAAACACACACAACGCCCGGCCGUGACGGCUGACGAGAAAAUGUUUUCUCACCGAGCCGCUCCCCACUGCUUCAUCCUCCUCAAUAAGCCUGUCUUACCUUCACAUAAUCAGGAGGAAAGACGACCUGAGACGAGAACAUGGCUGACUGUUUUCUCCGUCACAACGAAAGGCGUAAUUUCUUGUGCACAGCCUUUUCCUGGAAGUCGACUUUCAACUCUUUUGGUUCGCAGCUCCUCCCAUCAUAUGAAUGCAAUUUGUCGUCGCCUCCCGUAGAGCUCAUAUGUAGUGAAGAACUUAGCUAUAAUCAUUUCACACUAACUUAAAUCAAAGGACAGGUAAACAAACUGAGUCGACCGUCUCAGUCAUUGUAGUUCUAGUGCUGUAUUUACUGUAGAUGACAGCUAUAUGUGUUGUCUCCUAGCUCUCAUAAAUAAAUGUGCCAAUUAUUAAUGCAUAAUCUAUUUAGUCAAGACUUCAUGUACAGUAUAUUGUGCGUAAAGUAAUUUGUAAGAUUAUACUUACAAUUAUUAUUAUCAGCAAAAAUGAAUUUUAUCAGUAUUAUACUGACUCUGUGGUAACAGGAUGUAGAUCUGAAAGGAGUGAACUCCCCUUCAGUCCGGCCUAUAAUCUAUUCUGGAUAUGUUUUGCCUUUUAGAGCGGAUCAGAAGGAGCCUCUGGGUGGCAGCUGUUGCAUAUGGGCCUCAAAACGCUGUGCCGUCACAGCUGAAGCCUCAAAGCAGACUUCUCCUGUCGGCGGAUGAUAAACUGGGUCGGUCGGUUGUUCUAAUCUCAGUUUACGUCUCGUACUGUGGCUGCUUUAACUGUAGAAAGUGACGAGUGAAAAGACAUUUUAAAUACAGCAGGAGGCUCAGAUUGAUUGUUACAAAUGGACCCACAGAGCGCGUCAAACACGUAAAGUCUGUUGCCUUUAAAAUAUGCAACAGCUGCUCUCUUGACUCUUAAAAUAAAAAAAACACUUCUCUUCUUUUUGCCUUGUUUAGUGCAUUUUUUUAUUCGCCAACAAGGUGAGUAAAUAAAAUCAGUUCUUACAUAGUGAAGUAUUUUUUUCAUCUUUUUUUUCUAUCGUACGUGCAAUAUCUUUGUACUGAUUUUGUACAUUAAGAACAAGCAAGGUGUCCCUCCAAUUUGUUUUUUCUUUUCAUGUUGCGUCAUUAUUUAUUUAUUUCCUUUUUUUUUGUUGUUUUCGACCCCUGUCAGAGUCUUUCUCGGUAAAUUAAUGUGUGGCUGUCCUCGUGGUCGUAUGAGAGGCACAGACUCGGAGUUCAGUGGAAUGUCUAGUAAGUGAUUUUUGCAUGUAAUGUUAUUAAUGUGAGGCUAUCCUCUGCACAUUGUAUAACAAAUCAGUGUUACCAUAGCAAGUUUAAGUGCAAUCAUGUUCGGAAAAGCGCAGACUUGUACUCAAAGAGGAAGUCUGUUAUUUUGUUGACCAGGAUGAGAUUCAGGUGAAAAAAAAAACAACUUUUUUUUCCAUUUAAGAAUAUAUAAAUACUUACUUACACAGUUCACAGUGGAAAGAGGAAUGUGUGUAUAUAUUUUAAUAAAAAGGAAUAUGCUUCUC
This is a messenger RNA of Epinephelus fuscoguttatus (brown-marbled grouper), 6148 nucleotides long. RefSeq names its product IQ motif and SEC7 domain-containing protein 1-like. Bases 543 to 4268 code for a protein of 1241 amino acids. The record is from RefSeq and is a predicted model, not a curated record. Gene Ontology annotation, molecular function: guanyl-nucleotide exchange factor activity; protein binding. NCBI's taxonomy places the organism in Eukaryota, Metazoa, Chordata, Actinopteri, Perciformes, Serranidae. Gene Ontology annotation, biological process: actin cytoskeleton organization; regulation of ARF protein signal transduction. The transcript has 16 exons.